AUGGGUCAACGUCCAGUUGUGGUUAAUAUGGCAGUCAAGAUGAAGAACCAAGGCAGACCAAGUCCAGUGGUGCAAUUUGAGUGGCAACAAGUUGAUCUCCAAGUAAAACUAGAGGUAGUCCUCAAGGCCUACAAUGAAGCAAAGCUUGAGAUAGCUUCUAAAGAUAACACCAUUGCAGAGCUGAAAGAUAAAUUGGAAGGACAAUAUCAAAAGGCAAUUGUUUAUAUAAACAUGAAAAGAAUAUUGACUCUUUUGGAUUCUUUGAAAGAAGAUAAGGCUACUUUGGAGCCAAUUUUGGAUAAGUGGACUGCUAGAGAGGUGAGCUUAGAGUCCAUAUAUUCUUUAUCCCAGGAAGUAGGUGUUGAUGAUUCUAUCAAAUCUACUUAUGAAUUAGUAAAAGGAAAGCUAUUAGGACAUAUUGUUUCUAAGGAAGGAGUUAGGAUUGACCCUAAGAGAAUUAAGGCUAUUAACAAUGUGCCUCAACCAAAGAAUGUUAAAGGAAUUCAGUCCUUCUUGGGUAAGGUGAUUUUUGUUAGAUGGUUUAUAGCCAACUUUGUCAAUAUUGUUAAGCCCGUUGUUAAGCUACUGAAAAAGGAUGCUAAGUUUUCUUGGGAUGAGGAAGUAGCACAGGCCUUUGACAAGAUUAAAAGGGCUAUUCAGGAAGCUGUAGUGCUAAAAUCUCUUGACUACAGUAAGCCUUUUUCACUGUUUUCCUUUUCUUAUUACCAUACAAUAGCAACAGUUUUGCUUUAUAAGGAUGAUGAAGGGCCUUACCUUGUAAAUGCAAGAGUAGUUGCUUAUGUCCCACAUGCAGUUGUUAAAGAUAUUUUAUCCCAGUCUGAAGUUAUUGGUAAAAGGUGCAUGUGGAUAAAUAGGACACAGGAGUUUGAUCUUGAGAUCAAGAUCACAAAAUUGGUAAGAGGAAUAGAGCUUGCCAAACUAAUGACUGAAUCAAAUCUUGUUAACAUUCACAUUAACAAUGUUGAAACUGAAGAGGUUAUGGUCACUAGUAUUGAAAUGCAGCCAUGGUAUUCAGAGAUUGUUCAUGUCUGA
This is a messenger RNA of Cryptomeria japonica (Japanese cedar), 1053 nucleotides long. RefSeq lists its product as uncharacterized. The transcript is spliced from 5 exons. The record is from RefSeq and is a predicted model, not a curated record. The coding region runs from base 1 to 1053 and encodes 350 amino acids. Lineage: Eukaryota; Viridiplantae; Streptophyta; Pinopsida; Cupressales; Cupressaceae.